UGGUGGGGUGGUCCUGAGUCCCUCCCCCUCCGAGCUGGCGCCUGUAAACUUAAGGUCCUUCCGUAGGCUGUGGGUGGUUAAAGUCACCACGGAAAGGGUGGUGAGGGAUGACGACGGUGAGAUUCGCGGACUCUGCCCUUCUCCUGAGGAGUUAGAGACCUCCAGCUGCAGUCAGAGGCUGGAGGAAACACCUGAACAUGUGGAAUCCCAAUGCCGGACCACCAGGGCCAAAUCCAUAUCCUCCUAACCUUGGGUACCCUGGAGGUUCCAAUCCUGCCCACCCACCGCCUGUAAAUCCUGCCUAUCCUCCAGGCCCCUUUCCAACUCCUCCAGAAGCUCCCCAGGGGAAUCCAGCUUUUCCCCCCGGUGGGCCCCCUCAUCCUGUGCCACAACCAGGGUAUCCAGGAUGCCAACCCCUAGGUCCCUACCCACCUCCCUACCCACCACCUGCUCCUGGCAUGCCUCCUGUGAAUCCCUUGGCACCUGGCAUGGUAGCACCAGGAAUGGUGAUGGACAAGAAGAUGCGGAAGAAAAUGAAGAAAGCUCAUAAAAAGAUGCACAAACACCACAAACAUGGCAAGCAUUCCUCCUCCUCCUCCUCCUCUUCCAGCAGUGACUCUGACUGAAUACAGGGCCUGGACCCUUCCCUCAAGCCUCUCCAGUUCUGCUCUCCCAUCAAGCUUCAGAUGCCAUCUUGUUACUGGGGAAAAUUAGCUCUUGUGCCCUUCCUCGCUCACCUUCCCCUCCCCCCCCCCCCCCCCCCCCCCAGCCCCUACAAUCUGAGCCUUCCUCUUCUGUUCAGCCCUAACUGGCUAGGGAAAAUGGGAAAAGAAUUCCCAUGGGCUAGCAAAGACCUUCUUCUCACUACUGGGAUAGAACUUUUAGCUGAUGAGUUUAGCAGGACUAUUUUUUGAGGAUGAUGAGACCUUUGAGCUAAGUGCUGAAGACAAGUUUAAGAUCUGUAAAAUGUGGUUUUGUAAUACUUGUAGUUGGGAGGUGUUGUGGAAAUUUAAUUACAGCGAAAAAGAAACUGUACUGUUUUUGUAAGGUGGCUGGCACACUUUGGUAAUUUAGUGGCAAAUACAUUUCCCAUCAGGCCUUUAUUGAUCGUACUAACUGGAAGGCUGCUGGGAGGUGGAGUCCAUUUGGAACCUAAUCUCACUCCUUAGCUUGGUAGGCUGGCUCAGGUCCUUCUUAUUCUCCAACUCUCAGUGCAAAUAAAGCUGUUUUUCCUUGUC
Molecule: messenger RNA, 1238 nt
Organism: Acinonyx jubatus (cheetah)
Lineage: Eukaryota; Metazoa; Chordata; Mammalia; Carnivora; Felidae
Gene: PRR13
Product: proline rich 13
Exons: 4
Coding region: 198-626 (142 amino acids)
Cellular component (GO): nucleoplasm
Source: RefSeq, a predicted model, not a curated record